AUGCAUGUUUUCUACUAUCUCCAGACUCUAAGCACUGCAUUGUCCAGAGUGGUUACGCCUAAUCAAUUCAGUCGGAUACUGCAGUUCGCAGGUCUUCAAGUGUCUCUUGUUGAUUGUAACCGGCUGACUCGCAAGUUUGCUGACCCUGAUACAGGAAACGUUCAAUAUGGGGCUUUCUGUGAGAUCGUCGAUGAUUGGUUUAAGGCCUGCAAACCAGUCGAUCCCGACGCCAUAGAAGAGCUGAUAAUGGUGUGUAUAGGCAAAUGCUGA
Messenger RNA from Protopolystoma xenopodis, 270 nucleotides. Lineage: Eukaryota; Metazoa; Platyhelminthes; Monogenea; Polystomatidea; Polystomatidae. The record is from the annotation of a GenBank genome assembly.